Messenger RNA from Helianthus annuus (common sunflower), 1768 nucleotides. RefSeq names its product ACT domain-containing protein ACR4. NCBI's taxonomy places the organism in Eukaryota, Viridiplantae, Streptophyta, Magnoliopsida, Asterales, Asteraceae. The coding region runs from base 224 to 1597 and encodes 457 amino acids. The record is from RefSeq and is a predicted model, not a curated record. The transcript is spliced from 6 exons.
ACAAAAAAAAGGUUAAAAAAGAAAACUCUUCACCUAUUUCAGGAGCCAAACACAAAAAACAUUGAAAUACAUACAAAUAAUAUACAAACACCUAAAAUCGCUUCAUCCCACUUUCUCUCUCUACAAUUCGCAUACAUAUUCUUCAAACUCACCGAAAUUAUAUCCCAAAUCUUGAUUAUUUCCUCCCAUUUGUUCUCCAAUUUCACCCUCACAAUUCAAUAAAAUGCAUUACUGGUCUCCUUCAUUAGACGUUGAUUAUGAAUUUGAAAAGCUUGUUCAUCGUAUGCAUCCACCCAGGGUUACUGUUGAUCAAAUUACAGACAAAAAAUCGACCCUGAUUAAGGUUGAUAGUGCUAACAAACGAGGAAGCUUAUUAGAAGUGGUUCAGGUGUUGACUGAUCUGAAUUUGUUGAUUAAAAGAGCUUAUAUUUCUUCAGAUGGAGGAUGGUUCAUGGAUGUGUUUCAUGUUACGGAUCAAUAUGGCAAUAAACUCUCGGAGGAUAUCGUCACGGAUCACAUUCUGCAGUCGCUUGGACGAAGAGGGUGCAGUUUCCGGUCCCUAAGAGGCUCAGUCGGGGUUCAAUACGCAUCCGAAAACACCACAAUCGAGCUAACGGGCCGUGACCGGCCCGGUUUACUUUCUGAGGUGUUUGCGGUUCUAGCCGACCUCAAAUGCAACGUGGUGGCUGCAGAAAUAUGGACGCACAAUUCACGAAUGGCUUCGAUCGUAUACAUCACCGAUGAAGAAACCGGUCUGCCAAUCAACGAUCCGGACCGACUCGCGAAAAUCAAACAGCUGUUGCUAUACGUUCUAAAAGGCGAUCUUGACAGACGUGGUGCACAGACCGCGGUUUCUGUCGGGUUCACUCACACUCAACGACGGUUGCACCAGUUAAUGUAUGCGGAUCGUGAUUACGAUACGGAUGAGUACGAUACAGUUCCCGAGGGGUCUUCUAGCGGUCGUAAACCGGUAGUGACGGUGGAAAACUGUGUCGAAAGAGGGUACACAGUGGUGAACCUGAGGUGUCCGGAUCGACCGAAGUUACUGUUCGAUACGGUUUGCACGUUAACCGACAUGCAGUACGUCGUUUUUCACUCCACCAUCAUUGCUGAAGGCCCGGAAGCGUUUCAGGAGUUUUAUAUCCGACAUACAGACGGAUGCCCGAUUAGUUCAGAAGCCGAGAGGCAACGAGUAAUUCAUUGUCUAGAAGCAGCUGUCAAAAGACGGGUUUCGGAGGGCCUAAGACUAGAACUAUGUGGUGACGACAGGAUCGGGCUAUUAUCCGAUGUCACUCGAAUAUUCAGAGAAAACGGGCUAUCAGUCACUCGGGCCGAGGUGACAACCCGAGGAUCUACGGCUGUAAACGCUUUCUACGUGAUCGACUCAUCGGGCCAACAAGUUAAAAGCGAAACAAUUGAAGCAGUUAGAAACGCAAUUGGAGAGACCAUAAAAGUGAAGGAAGACGAAACGUUGACCAAGUCAAAGUCACCCGCGCAACAAACGGGCGGGUUUUCGUUGGGUAAUCUUUUCAGGAAUCGGUCCGAAAAGUUUCUGUAUAAUUUGGGUUUGAUUAGAUCUUGUUCAGAAGUGGCUUAAAAUUAGGUUUAGAAAAGAAGUUGUUAGGUCAUGUGGAAUGGUAGGUAGUUAAACAUGUUUCUUUGUUUUUUCCUCAAUUGUAGAUUCUUGAUCUGUUAGUUUGGCCUCAUAUAAAAAAAUAAUAAUAUAGUUGUACUGUAAAAUAUAAAUACAUGUAAUAUUAUACCGUAU